AUGCCUCAAGUGCGAACGUCACUGGAAGAACUGGAGCGGAUCAUUUACUGGCAGCAGUGGAUUCUCAAGCUAACUGGAAUCCACAUUCACAGUGCGGACUUUAAAUUCGGUUUCAUGACCUGGAUUACGAUACUUACGGCAGCAUUUUUCACGGGAAUACACAUCGUAGAUAUGUACCUUUUUCGAGAAGACCUGUUUAAUUUCACCUUUGUGCUGGUUACCUUCUGUUACUGCGCAAUCGGAUGGGCUAGACUUUGGGUUGGCUUUAAGGAAUCCAAAUCAAUCUCAUCGUUGGUGUCGAUAGCUGUGGCAGCGCACAGAAAUGGUUCUGUAGGUGGGUUUGAGCAAAACAUUUUAAACAGUUUCACCAAACUUCUGAAACAAGCUGUCAUUAUCUACACCGUAUUGUUCCUUGGAGGAUGUACAGUUUGUGUACUUUUGCCAGUUGUCAUUUAUUUAUGGAAUGGCAAUGUUUUGUUGCCUUUUGGAGUUAUCCUGCCAUUUGUGGAUUCUAGCACGCGUACAGGUUAUCAGAUUAAUUAUAUCUAUCAGGUCAUAUGCACGCUGCAUUUUCCACCAGAAGUGGCCGCCACUCAAAAUAUGUAUUUCGUGUUAGUCUUCAACAUUUGCAUAGAGUAUGACAUGCUUGUGUUGAAACUAAGCGAAUUAGAUGAAAUGAUUAACAACAACAUUGAGGGAAGUCUGAAUGAUUCGAUUCAUAAUAAGCUGGUUGAUAUUAUUCGUUACCAUCAGCGGGUGAAUGAAUUCGUUUCGAAGUUGGAGGAAUUGUUCUCUCAUCAGCUGUUUUUGGAAAUCACCAUCGACGCUUUGCAGAUUGUUUUCACCUUGUUUGUUUUGCACAUAGAUUUCUGGAUGCCCGGUUACUUGGUGAUCCUGGUUGCGACCUUUCAGCUGUUUCUCUACUGCCUCUUGGGAACGUUAAUCGAAAUUAGAACCGAUUUAUUUUCGAAGCGUAUCUACACUGUUAACUGGCAUAAACUAAUGAAAAGGGAGCAGAAGAUCGCACAAUUUAUGCUCCUGGCAUCUCAGAAACCACGUCAUUUGACGUAUGGAAGGCUGAUGCAGUUGAAUGUGAACUUUUUCCAAUCGAUUUACCGAAAGAUCUAUUCGGUAUUUAUGAUGUUACAAAACAUGAACGAGUGA
Molecule: messenger RNA, 1164 nt
Organism: Sabethes cyaneus
Lineage: Eukaryota; Metazoa; Arthropoda; Insecta; Diptera; Culicidae
Product: putative odorant receptor 83c
Exons: 3
Coding region: 1-1164 (387 amino acids)
Biological process (GO): sensory perception of smell; detection of chemical stimulus involved in sensory perception of smell
Cellular component (GO): plasma membrane
Molecular function (GO): olfactory receptor activity; odorant binding
Source: RefSeq, a predicted model, not a curated record